Messenger RNA from Osmia lignaria (orchard mason bee), 3917 nucleotides. RefSeq names its product chromodomain-containing protein chromator (gene Chro). NCBI's taxonomy places the organism in Eukaryota, Metazoa, Arthropoda, Insecta, Hymenoptera, Megachilidae. The record is from RefSeq and is a predicted model, not a curated record.
AGGACGAGUCUGUGGCGGCGGCGACGGCGGCAAUGGCAUCGUUUCUAAAUGUUUUUGUAAUUUCUGAACUCUCGUAUUAUUUGCAGUUAGAUUAGUCGCUUUUAUCGGUAACGAACAAUCACGGUGAGCCGGCUAAUAAUUCAAGAACAAAUUAUAUAAUAAAACCUUGCGGAUAUAAUCUCAAGUAUUCCAUUGAAUAAAAUGGAGGGAGGUGAUGGCCCUUCGGCCAUAAGUAGUAAUCCUACUGCUAUUAAAGCUGCACAAGAAGAGAUGGGAAGAUUGGAUGUUCUUGUAUGUGGUCAGUGCCAUUCAGUUUUUCAUUUCAUUGAAGAAUUUCAAGAGCAUCGUACAAAAGAAGGCGCUUGUACUCAAGUUUCACAUUUUCGUGAAAAUAGCAAUAAUGAGCAAAAAGCACAAGUGUGGGCCUUUCUUUUAUGGAAAGAUUCACAAAUCCAGCAGGAAGGGUCAGACAAGGACUCAACAAAUUCAUGGAAACUUUAUCAGAAAUGGUGUAAAAUGGAUACGCAUAUAAGAGAUUCUUGGAUUGCAGCUGGAAAAACCAUUCAAACGUUUACCAAAAUCAGUAAUGCAAAAAUGCAGGAUGCACCAAGACAGAAUCAAAUAAGUACCAAUGCAGAAGGAAAAUCUGUCGUUGUUCGUAAAGUUAUUCGCAAUGGACAGCCGGAGGAUGCUGAAAGGAAAGACGGUAAAGCUUCAGAAACAAGGAAUCAGAAAAACGAGUCUUUCGAUACUGAAGUAGAAAAGAAGGAGAAGCCAAAAUUGAAACCUUCUAUAAAACCCAAGGGUAAAUCUAGUAAAGCCGGCGAAGAGGACAGAGAUUCAAGCGAUGAAGAAUAUACGGUAGAAAAAAUUUUAGCGAAACGUUUCAAUCCGAAAAAGAGAUGUUCCGAGUAUUUAUUGAAAUGGGAGGGUUAUGGACAUGAACAUAAUACAUGGGAACCUGCCGAGCACGUAGCUACAUGUAAACAUUUGUUAGAAGAAUUUGAAAGAAAUCUUGCUAAGCAGAAGGAAUUAAAAGCAGCUCAACAGCAGGCUAAUUCAAAAGCAGCAGGACGAGGAAGUCAUCUUGCUCAUAAAACUGUUAUAAAAGCAGAAGCUAAACCUGGACCAAGUACUGCAGUUCAUGUAGGGCGACCAAUGCGUUCAAGUAAAUCAAAAGCAAUGGAUCAAGUGAAGCAAUGGUGCGGUUCAAUGAAAGACGAGGACAAUGAUUUAUUAGGGAAAAGAAGAAUGGAUUAUUCCGAGAGUGAUUCUGAGGACGGAGGCAGCAGUGCUGCAAAACGAGCAAAAGGUGAUACUGGUAGCGACGAAGAUUGGACUGGAGAGUCCGAGGAGGAGAGAUUAUUGGGUCGAAGCGACGUGAUCCAACGAGCAUUUAAUCGCGCCAAUGCUCAGUCAAACGGUUCUAACAGAGCGAGUGGUUCGUCUUCAGAUCUUGCUACUUCUUUGGGACUUCAGUCUCCCGAAGGGGCGAAAUCUAAUCAACCGCCAGUUUUAGUUGCGAACGCUAAAGGUGUGGUUAAAGUAGACCCGAAGCAAAUGCCAAACUUAACGUCUGGCGUGUACGUAAUGUCUCGUAAAGAUGGGAUCAUCAAAUUGGAUUCAUCCCCUAGCGGGAAAUUAUCCGUAAAAGGUUCGCCGACUACCCAAGGUGUUUUGAUGGUUCAAAAUCGGGAUAAUACUAACGUAGUGAGGAAGCAAGUAAUAUCCGCAUCGCAGUCAAAUUCAGUAACACCUGUAAAGGUGGUAUCUAAAAUGGAUGGAAGUCAAGUAGUAACCCAGAUGAAAGUAGUUUCUAAGCCGGUUACAACUAAAACAGGAGGUACACAGAAAACAGAGCCUAUAAAGAUCCAGCCGAAACCAGAUCCGACACAGUUACCGCAGAUACAUGUCGUGACCGCGGUGCCGGCUCCCAUAACUUUGCAACCAAGACUAAGUACAGGAAUACGUCCUGGACCUGUUACAGGCCAACGCGGUGCGGACGGUCGUCCAUUGUUACCGAGACCUCCGCUGCGCGCGACGACACCCACUAGCGUACUCGGAAUCGGAUCUACAAUUCGCACACCUGUCAGGGCGCCAGCCCCGAGACAAGUUCAGUCCCAGCAAGCUCGUCAGGUGCUACAAAAACGUACAACAGCUGUAACCACCCAAAGUAAUUCGGUGAGUCCUGGAAAUGUUACUCAGAUUAGACCGAAGUUUACGGUGCUUAGUCCACAGCCGAAGCAAGUGAUAAAGUCUGGAACUAGUCCAGUGCAACAGGUUAAACAGCCGCCGAAAACACCAGUUGGUAAGCCACAGUCAUUAUUAUCUCCGCAACAAAAGUUAUUAAUGGCUAAAAGGAAAGCUCAAGAAGCAGCAGGUAUCAUUAAACCAGGUGGCCGUGGCCUCCUAGCAGGUGCUCGUGCUACCGCCGGACGAGGUAGAGGGAAAUUGGCUGAAACACCAACCGCAGCUACCGUGCCGGGAAGCAAACAGAAAGAAAGUAAAUUGGCGGAGGGCGAUGGGCUUCACAUGGAAUUCCACGAGGUAGGCUCCGAAGAGAGUAGCAGCGAGGGUGAACCGGAACUUCCACCUCCGGAGGCCGAUACCAUAGCCACUACGGAACCGGACAGUCCACCCAGACCGUUCACUUUGUGCCCGUUGACCGGACGUAUCAUCGGUCCGGAUGGUGAACCAGUCGAGCAACCAGCUGAGCCAGAACCCGAACCGGAACCCACCACGCCGUUGUCCACCGUCAAAACUACUACCACCACAUCCGAGAGUAUAGACGUUACUGCUACCGCUACCACGACAGAAUUGGUGCUACCUUCCCUUGAUUCUCUUACAGAGGCUGGUGGAAUCAUGAGAGUCGAAAUGAGUCCUGGCGGAACAACAGGCACGAUCGUUCAGACGAGCGAACCAGCCCAAAUCAACUUAACCAACGUCUCUGUCCCAGCUCCGGAUCUUCCUUGCUUGGACGAUACCGCUCCUGCCGUGGCUACUCCGGUUACAACCACCGCAACACCAUUGACAGAGGCUACAUCGAGCAGCGAAUCGUCGAUCGCUGCUGGAUUGACAACAGCCACGGUUACCUCGACCAGCACGAUAGCGAUCGCGUCCACCGAUGUAACUAAAUCCGAAGAGAAACUGUCGGAGGAGAGGAAGGUAGCGGAAGACGCGUCCAACUUGGUAACGAUAACCGGCGAGGACGGUGUUGUUUAUCAAGUGGCGGGCCAAGCCGAGGAUGGUCAAACGUUGUUAGUCACUCGUGACGCUGAUGGCGAACAACAAUGCGUGUACGUUACCACUGAACAACAAGGUGACGAAGGAUCUGUAUUGACGUUGGACCAUGCUGUGGCGGAAGCUGUUGCUCAGCUGAUACCUGAUCAGGUAAACCUGGCCUCACAGUUUUACGUAAAGGAGGGUGGAACGGAGCCUACUGAAAAUCCAAUGGUUAUGUCUAUCAUGGAUAACACGAACGCUACCGACGUGACCGAAGGGCAAGAGGAGGGCGACGGUCACGGGCAAGUCGUAGCUCAGGUCGUACAAGCGGAAGAACCUACUCCAGGCGGUACCAGAAGAGUGGUUCUCCUUUUACCUGACGGGAACCUGAUGAUGACCGAAGUGACGGAAGAACAGUAUGCUGCGCUCGGACUAGGCAAGUGAAGAGACACUUAAAACGUUGACACACACGUGAAAUGAAUAAACAAUCAUGCAUCGAACUUAUACAAUUUACGUGGAAGUUGUACGCUUAAGGGUGAUCGUGGGUUGUAUAUAUUGUAAGAACGUUCACUUCGUACAAUUGCAAUGGAUGAAAAUUUAUCAGACAUAUGUUUUCCAGCUAAUACAAUGUGACAGAUUAAAACAACAUAUAAGCUGGUGUAUUGUAAAAACAUAAAACAAAAAAAAAAAAAAAG